This is a messenger RNA of Poecilia reticulata (guppy), 3334 nucleotides long. Lineage: Eukaryota; Metazoa; Chordata; Actinopteri; Cyprinodontiformes; Poeciliidae. The record is from RefSeq and is a predicted model, not a curated record.
UUAUGUUGGAGUAAAAAAAAUAAAAACGGACAUUUAUUUCCUGUGCUCUGUCGCCCCCUUCAGGCACAGAGCGGUAUUACUACGAUAGGCCACAAUAGGCGGUGGGAGUGGACAAACCCGAGCCGAGCCAGCAGCUUGGCGGUGCGUCCUCACGGAGAAUCACUCUUGUUUGGUGCUGAUACCAUCCGUUGUUCGCCAAACAACGAGCCGCUGGAAGGAUGUAUUGAUCUGUUCGCCCGCAGAGUGAGCGCUUCCCCCAGCGGAUCCCUCCAUGCGUCACCCCCGGGAAUGGAUCAGGAAUCCGCUGCGGCGUCUGGGGCCAGUUUGAUCUCCCUGACCGAACAUGAGCAGAGGUAUUACUCAGGUCUCCACGCUCUGUGCCAGGCUGACGCUCCGGGAAAGCUGUCGUCCUGCAAAGUGGCGGAGCUGUUCAAGGCGUCUCAGCUACCUCCAGAAUCCCUGCAUAAAGUGACAGAGAUAUGUGGCGCAAAGCACCUGGGUUACUUCGGUACAGCCCAGUUCUACAUCGCCCUGAAGCUGCUAGCGGCCGCCCAGUCCGGUCUGCCCGUCCGCCUGGAGAGCGUAGCCGGCAAUCUACCUCUGCCCAGAUUCGCUGGGCUUAAGAAUGAGCCGGAGAUGCGAUACGCCGCGGCUCCUCCCGCCUCCGACCCCCAGGGGGCGCCGCCUGGUUCUGUGGCCUGGAACGCUGCAGACAGGAGCUCCUUCAGACACCUGGAGGCCAAUGCAGACAAGAAGCCUGAGCCGUGGUCCCCACCUCGAUCACCGUGCGGCUCGCCGCCUCGCUCUCCUUUGACGUAUCGCAGCUAUCCCUACUCAAAGCAGAGGAACGGCGUGGACGCGCAGAUCCCCUACGACGGCAAACUCUCCUCACGGUCGAUCGUUCAGCUGGAGCAGCACUCCUCGCCCGGCCACUAUGUGAACAAACCCGCUGCCGAACAUGCAGCCGUGGCUCAGGCUUCUUCUGCAGAGAGACUCAACCAGCCGGCCACGCUGAGCUACUCUGACGACGACCCCUGGAGGAUCACAGCGGAACAGCUGGACUAUUACACCAACCAGUUUAAAACCCUCCAGCCCGACCUGGGGGCUCUAAUCAUAGGAGCUGUAGCGAAGAACUUCUUCACUAAAUCCAAGCUGCCUAUCCCGGAGCUCUCCCACAUUUGGGAGCUGAGCGAUGUGGAUCGGGACGGAGCGCUGACCUUCACCGAGUUCUGCAUAGCCUUUCACCUGAUUGUGGCCCGGAAGAACGGCUACCCGCUUCCAGAGAGCCUCCCCCCGACCCUGCAGCCGGCGCCGGCUCAGCACCAAGAGGAGCAGAUCCCCGACACUCCCGAGAGUUCGGAGCCUCUGAUUGUCUUCGAGGAUGCGGAGCCGAGGUCCUGUCAGGUGGUAAAGGAUCCAAACAGCGUAGCAAGGCUUGACCCAACCCUGGCCUCAAGGAAACAAGAACUGCAAGAGGAAUCCCUUAAUCAAGGUAAGUAUGGUCUAAAAUUAACUGCUUCUCAUUAACAAAAGCACUUAACCAAAACUGAAAGUGUCACUGCUGUGUUUCUGUUUCAUGUCGCCUCAGAGUCGCAUCAGGAAUUAGACCCGCAGAUGAGAACAAAAACGAGACAAAGGUCGUACUCCAGCACUUCCAUCGACGACGCCAUAAAGAAGGUGGAGGAGCCGCCCACGCCUCCGCCCCGCCCUCAUAAGACCCACUCCAGGGCCUCCUCGCUGGACCUCAACAAGCUCUUCCAGCAGGGCGCUCCAGGGGUGAAAAGCGGAUGGCUGCUGCCUCCUCCAGCUCUGCCUCCCAGACCGUCGGCCUCACAGGUUCCUCAUUUCCUCAAGGUGUCGGAGCAAGCUUCCCAGAGUAAAGUUCAGCAGCCGAACUUUGCUGACUUCAGUCACUUUAGAGAAGAGGAGGAGAGCGGCGUGAAGCUGGAAGAGCAGGGUCUGGCCUCCAGGUUUGGACUGAGUUCUGAAGACCUAGGAAGCGCUUCCCAACAGGACGUCUCCGGCACGCCUCACGGUCAGGCGCCACAAAAGCCGAUUCGGAGGAAGUACCACCCGGAGAGCCAGAACCUGGAGACCGGAGCGCCGCCCCCUGCCAUGCCGCUCCUACCGCCUGCCAAAACCAGCCAAAGGCUGCUGUCCCGACAGAAGAGAGAAAUCCAGAUGGCGAUCCGUAAGAACCGGGAGACCAACGCCGUGCUGCGGCGUCUCAACAGCGAGCUCCAGCAGCAGCUGAAGGUGGUUCACCAGGAGAGAGUCACCUUGGAGUCCCAGCUGGAGCUCCUGCGGCCCCUGGCCUCGACGUGACGGGUCGCCGAGGUCCGGCUGGGGUCGCCGAGGUCCGGCUGGGGUCGCCGAUGUCCAGCUGGGGUCGCCGAGCCAGCAUUUGCGUCAAAACCCAUCAGCUCGGAUUCGGUUAAAGAGAGCAACGUUUUGAUGCUGAAGUUUAGGUUUUUCUUAUAAACGCAAUGUAAAUCUCAAAGGGCUCAGACAUUUUAGAAGCAAAAAUCGAAUUGUUGACUUGACAAACGGGGAAUCCUUGUUUAAUCAGGAACCCCCGAACCCAAUCACUAUUAGAUUUAAUGAUGUGAAGGAAAAAAUAAAAUUGUGCUUUUUUUUUUUAAAUAUCAUUGUAUGUCAGCACAUGUAAAAUAUGACGACUAACUUAUUCUUUCCUUUCUGAUGUCUUGUUAGUUUCUACAUGUAAACGUUUGCACCACAUGUAGUAGUUUGCACACACUCCUGUGAGUCUGAAUGUCCAUUUCCUGUGGCAAUCACGACAACUUGUGUUUUUAAAUUUACAGGGCGUCGCAUUAGUCCCAGCAUAUAUCAUAUGAAGCAGAUAAAGGUGCUACAGAUUCCAUUUUCCAUCUUAAAAAUAUAAAUACAGCGGGAAAAGAGGUAGGCAAAAAAAAAAAAAAACUUGAGUAUGUGAGACUAAAAUGCAGAACGACACACUGAAGAAUGUUAACUGAUUUUUAUCAGAUCUGCACAAUUCACUUGAAAAGUUGCUGUUUUUGAUUUAAACCAGUCUUUUUUAAUAUAUUCUUGUAAUUUUUGAACUUUGAUGCCAGUUUUACUUUACCUCCUCCUGACGAUAUCCCAUAUGCGCUAGAUGAGUUUGAGCCCACAUCUACAGCUUGCUUUCUGCCAUUAGUUUGAUUCACAGGAUGAUCGAGGAGUUGGUGAGCUCCAUGUUGGCAUGUCUGUUACUGCAUGUGUGCUAAGAUGUUGUGAACUGGAUUGUGAAAAUAACUUGAAGUCAUGCACCGACGAGAUGCAAAUCAGAACAGUCAAUAAAGAUGUCUAUUUUUAA